AAAUAUAGCUGUAUUUUUCUCUUACUAUCAUCAUCUAGGAAACUUCCUAGAAGCUGACUAUGGAUUGGUACUUCCUUCUUCCAUUUAACCUCCUCUCCUUCCUCCCUCCUUCAUCAUCAUUCUACUCUUUCCCUCUUCUUAAUUUCUCCUUCUUUAACUAUUAUCAAUCACAAUUUUCAUCAUGAAGCUCAUCACCAACCUCCCAAAAAAAUUCUUCAGGUCCUCCAAAAAAACACGAUCCAUUUCUCGAUCAGAAAACACUUCAUUUGGAUCAACAACAACAACCACCUCCACCUUGUCCUCCUCCGAUUUAUUAGCCACUCCAAAGAGCGUGUUAGUACAACAUGACAAGUGGCAAUCAAACAGAGAAGAAGAAGGCGCGCUGCAACAGCAAGACAAGUGGCAAGCAAAAGCAAACAGAGAAGGAAGCGUGUCACAACAUGACAAGUGGCAAUCAUCAAACAUAGAAGAAGGCGCCCUACAACAUGACAAGUGGCAAGCAAACAAGGAAGGAAAUGUAAGCGUGCUGCAACAACAUGACAAGUGGCAAGCGAACAAGGAAGGAAGCGUAAGCGAGUUACAACAUGACAAGUGGCAAGCAAAGAGGGAAGAACUUGAGGCGAUAUUGACAAGAGUUGGAACCGAACCACUAAGUGAUGAGGAAGUGUUAAUGUUCCUUAACGAAGGAUUAGUAGAUAUUGAGGUUGACAUAGAUGGAGAUAAUAUAAGUUCAGAGGAGUUACGAGGUACGUUUGAUUUUUUUGACGUUGAUCAUGACGGAAAGAUAACGGCGGAGGAAUUGUUUAACGUGUUUACAACUAUUGGAGACGAUAAGUGUACGUUAGAGGAUUGUAAACGUAUGAUAAAAAGUGUUGAUAAAAAUGGAGAUGGAUUUGUUUGUUUCGAGGACUUCUGUAUUAUGAUGGAAAAUCAAAGAUGAUUGCGCUGCUCGGAUGGUAAGUAACCUCACUUCGAACUCAAUAAGUUGUGAGUUCGAGUCAUCGAGGAGAUCUACUAGGAAGGCUAAAAGGAAUAAAGUCAUUGAAUUUUUUUUUUUUAAUUGUUGGGGGAAAAUGGUGUGAUUAUUCAAGAAUUUGGAUUAAUUAUGAAGUGUAAUCAUGCUAAGUGUUAUGUAUAAAAAAUUAUGAGGAAGAACUUCCUUUUUUUCAA
Capsicum annuum is the source of this 1170-nucleotide messenger RNA. Its product is annotated as probable calcium-binding protein CML36. The transcript has a single exon. Bases 182 to 940 code for a protein of 252 amino acids. Gene Ontology annotation, molecular function: calcium ion binding. The record is from RefSeq and is a predicted model, not a curated record. Lineage: Eukaryota; Viridiplantae; Streptophyta; Magnoliopsida; Solanales; Solanaceae.